AUGGCUGCUCACAAAUCCGGCAUCAAGGUUAUCAUCGUUGGAGCUGGCUUUGGCGGCUUAACUGCCGCUAUUGAAUGCCACCGGCAAGGGCACGACGUUGAGAUUUAUGAGUCCUUUCCUGAACUCAAAGUUCUCGGAGACAUUAUAUCAUUUGGUGGCAAUGCCGGCAGGAUCUUUAAUCGCUGGUCUGACGGGGAGAUUGUCGCUCGUCUGCGCCCCUUGUGUAUUGACAUUCAAGACUACGGCUUCAGAAUUCAUAAAUGGGACACAGGGGAGGUUGUGUACCAUCAAAAGCGUCCCCCUCCAAACCCUGAAACUCCAGUGUUGAACGGCCACAGAGGCGAGUUGCAUGAGAUUAUCUUCAAUUAUGCGCGCGGUGAGCUGGGGAUUCCGAUUCAUCUCGGCCAGCGAGUAUCUGAGUAUUUCGAGGACGCUACACAGGCUGGCAUUAUUCUGAAGACGGGAGAGAAGGCGGGAUAUGUUGACAAGCCCAAGAGCAGCGGAUACGCUGUUUGGAGGGCAUGGUUCUCAAACAAAGAUAUGAUUCAAGACCCUCGCACAAAAGAGUUCUGCGAGAAUGGUGAUACCUUCAACGGCUGGAUCGGACAAGAUGUGCACUUCCUGUUCUCAACGCUGAAAGGCGGCAAGGACUGUUGUUGGGUACUUACUCACAAAGAUGACCAUGAUAUCGAUGAGUCGUGGUCGUUCCCUGGUAAGAUAGAAGAAGUGUUAGAGCUCCUGAAGGAUUGGGAUCCAACAUGUCGAGCGAUCGUGGAGAAGACACCGGCAGUGGUUGAUUGGAAGCUGGUCUAUCGCGACCCUUUGCCGACUUGGAUCAGUAGCAAAGGACGAAUCGCACUUCUUGGCGAUGCUGCUCAUCCUUUCCUACCGACGAGUGCCCAAGGUGCAACUCAGGCCAUGGAAGAUGGAGUUACCAUUGCUGUCUGCUUGAAGCGAGCGGGCAAAGACAACAUUCCUGGUGCGCUCAAGGCUCAUCAAGAUUUAAGAUAUGAGCGCGUGAAGGCGGUUCAGAAGACGGGAGAGUCAACCAGAGAUCUGUGGCACAAAACGGAUUGGGAUAAAGUCAAAAAAGAUCCUAGCAGUAUCGGAUUCCCACGCGAGGAUUGGAUUCACCAAUUUGAUGCCGAACAGUACGCAGAGGAGAAUUUUGAGAGUGCUCUCAAAACUCCAGGGCAUGAGGUCAAGGAUAACACGCUGGUCGAUGAGGCCCCUGCAACAGCCCAAGGUACACUCAUCGGUACCAUAAUCGACUGGGCCACAGCGAAACGCCCCGAUCGCUCUGCAUAUCUCAUCCCUCUCGGAAUGAUAUAUAUAGUUCCAACUAUCAUAUUCGUCGGUUUGCCGUUCAUUCCAGAGUCACCAAGAUGGCUUGUUCUUCAAGGACGCCAUGAAGAUGGCCUCAAGUCGCUCAAGUGGCUGAGGCCAGAGGGCGCAGACACCGAAGCGGAGCUUGCAGAAAUCCGUCAAGCUAUUGACAACGAGCGUGCAUUGUCCAAGGGUGUCGGUAUCCUCGAUAUGUUUAACAAUCCGAUCGAUCGAAGGCGGACCAUGAUCUCCAUAUGUGCUGUUUGCCUUCAAGCUGCCACUGGAUCAAUGUUCAUUAUUGCUUACAAGGCCUACUUCUUCGCCAUGGCCAAGGUUCAAGACCCAUUUGCAAUGAGUAACGUUCUCAGCAUGGCAGGUAUGCUUGCUAUCAUCGCCAAUGUUUGCAUCGUUGUGCGAUAUGGAAGACGACGAGUACUGCUCUUUUGUGGCCUCAUAACUGCUGGAAUCUUCCAAUUGAUCAUCGCAGUUGUCUAUGAUCACAAUCCAGGGGCGAUCGUCACCGGCAAAGUACUGGUUGCGCUCUCAUGCUUCUACAUGAUGGCUUUCAAUGGCAUGAUAGCUCCAUAUUCAUGGAUGGUUGCCGGCGAAAUCCCAUCACAGCGCCUUCGAACCUACACCUUCGGCCUUGCUGCAGCAGCCGGGUUCCUUGGCGCUUGGCUGAUCACAUUCACCGCUCCGUACUUCAUCAACCCCGUUGCGCUGAACUGGGGGCCACGAUACGGCUACAUCUGGUUCCCUUCUUGCAUCAUUAGUGCUGUUUGGGUGUACUUCUACCUGCCUGAGGUUAAAGGACGAACCUUGGAAGAGAUCGACGCUAUGUUCAACGAGAAGCUGCCAGCCAGAAAGUUCAGAGGUUACAAAAUGCAGGAACCUGGUGUCGGAGAGACUGUUGGAAAGUUAAGCGUCGAGCUCAACGUCGUUGAAACUGAGAGAGUCUAG
Molecule: messenger RNA, 2286 nt
Organism: Fusarium musae
Lineage: Eukaryota; Fungi; Ascomycota; Sordariomycetes; Hypocreales; Nectriaceae
Exons: 8
Coding region: 1-2286 (761 amino acids)
Biological process (GO): secondary metabolite biosynthetic process; transmembrane transport
Cellular component (GO): membrane
Molecular function (GO): FAD binding; monooxygenase activity; transmembrane transporter activity
Source: RefSeq, a predicted model, not a curated record